AUGACCCAUUGUAGGGCAGGAUGCAUUUGCAAGAGAUAUUAAGCUUUAAAUGGAUGUGUAUAAGUGUAGAGAGAAAGAGAGAGAGAAAGAGGGUGGGGAGGUUGAGCAAGCAAAUGAGAGAGAGAGUGAAAGAGCGAGAGAGGCAGCGCACGAAUGCAACAGAGCAGCGGAGGAGAGGAGAGAGAGGCAAGGAGGACUAGGCGUUACGGUCGCUCCUUCACAAGCUGCAUGCGAGAUGCCAGGACUGCUGCAGAGAGAUUGCCGUUUCUUUCCUUUUUUCUUUCUUUCAUCAGCUUUCUGUCACAUUGAACGCUUCUUCCUCUCGUCUGUCUCAGAGGUGCAUGAGGGAACGGCCAUACAUGGAGUCCAGGUGUCUGUAGUUCUGAGAUCUCCCUCUGAAAACCUUCUCAGCUUCUUGUGAGAUUGAGUAGCCACUUGAAACUCGAAGAACGGAAAGAAAAAUAAAGGCAAGAGUCUUGAAAAAUUGAAUAAAAAGGAGGGAAAACGCCUACAAAUGAAAGAAUGGACGCAGUUGAGGGGAAAUAGUCUCUUGCUAACUUCAGAAAUCCUCAUCACUGACUAAUAAAAAUUUGAAACGGCACAGCGCAGCAACAAAUCAGUAUUCUCCAGCAGAGCCUGCAAGAUAUGGCCAAGAGGGUUAACCCUUUAGAUGGCUGAACUGAUUCUUUGAACAGCCACAAUCUGCAAACAAAUGACUUGAAUUGAUGAAUUUUAAUGGGUUAUUUCAGGAUCAUUUUUAAUAAAUGGAGAUCCUGAGAUUCAAAUGACUUUGACACUUUGACAGUCCCAAAUUUUUGUAGCAGAUAAUGAAAACAUUCGCCUACUUCCAUUUACCUCAGAGGAUUCCUUCCUAGUGUUUUAGAUGUACAGACCAACCGAGAGACUUAACUAGUCUGAGAUCCUCAGCUCGGAUGAUUAGCUUGGAAAGACUUUUUCUGGUCCAGAAAGGUUCAGAAAAUCUUCUCAGGGCUGACUUUGCAUAUUUGAUUCAGUAACAACGUAUAGCCUCCAAAUUAAAGAUGGCUGCCGGAGUGGCAACAUGGCUACCGUUUGCCAGGGCAGCGGCUGUUGGCUGGCUUCCUCUGGCCAAGAAGACCAUGCCCAAACCGCCCGUGGACAAAAAGAGCCGCAACGACGAGAUCCUCUUUGUAAACGUGAGCGGGCUCCGUUUCCAGACAUGGAAAAACACGCUGGACCGCUAUCCCGACACUCUGCUGGGCAGCUCGGAAAAGGAGUUUUUCUUCAACGAGGACACUCAGGAGUAUUUCUUCGACAGGGACCCAGAGAUGUUUCGCCACAUUUUGAACUUCUACCGUACGGGUAAGCUUCACUACCCCCGGCAGGAGUGCAUUCAGGCCUUCGAUGAGGAGCUGGCGUUUUACGGCAUCGUGCCGGACAUUAUCGGAGACUGCUGCAUGGAAGAGUACAGGGACCGCAAGAAGGAGAACCAGGAGCGUCUGGCUGAGGACACGGAGGCCGAGAUGGCGACAGACACCCCUCUGCCGCCUCACAGCACAUCUCGGGAGCGCUUGUGGCGCGCCUUCGAGAACCCCCACACAAGCACCAUGGCGCUCGUUUUCUACUACGUCACGGGUUUCUUCAUCGCCGUCUCAGUUAUAGCGAACGUAGUGGAAACUGUUCCAUGCCGACCCCUCAAAGGCAGCAAGAAAGACUUGCCGUGUGGUGAGAAGUAUUCGCUGGCGUUUUUCUGCAUGGACACGGCCUGCGUGCUCAUCUUCACGUUCGAGUACCUCAUGAGGCUUUUCGCCGCGCCCAGCCGCUGCAAGUUCAUGCGCUCAGUCAUGAGCGUAAUCGACGUUGUCGCCAUCAUGCCCUACUACAUCGGCCUGGUCAUGCCUGAGAACGAGGACGUGAGUGGCGCGUUUGUCACAUUGAGGGUGUUCCGCGUCUUCCGGAUCUUCAAGUUUUCACGUCACUCUCAGGGCCUGCGGAUCCUGGGUUAUACUCUGAAGAGCUGUGCUUCUGAGCUGGGCUUCCUCCUGUUUUCCCUUACCAUGGCCAUCAUCAUAUUUGCAACCGUCAUGUUCUACGCCGAGAAAGGCACCAAGGGAACCAACUUCACCAGCAUCCCAGCCUCCUUCUGGUACACCAUAGUCACCAUGACAACACUUGGGUAUGGAGACAUGGUUCCAAACACCAUCGCCGGAAAGAUCUUCGGCUCUAUCUGCUCUCUCAGUGGCGUGCUGGUUAUCGCCCUUCCUGUACCCGUCAUUGUAUCUAACUUCAGCCGGAUCUACCAUCAGAACCAGAGAGCUGACAAGAUGAGAGCCCAGCAGAAAGUCCGACUUGCGAGGAUUCGCUUGGCCAAGAAGGGAACCACCAACGCCUUCCUACAAUACAAAGAAGAAGGAGGAUUUCAGUUUCGAGAGAGUGACAGUGCUCUGUGUCUGAAGAACAGAUCUUCCUUUGAGCACCAACAUCAUCAUCUGCUACAUUGUCUGGAAAAGACAACCAAUCAUGAGUUCACAGAUGAGCUGACGUUCAGUGAGAUGUGUAUGACUGAGUCAGUAGGCUAUCGUACCAGCCGCAGCACUUCCAUCUCCAGCCAGCAGGGGGUGACGACAUCCUGCUGCCCACGCAGAGCUAAGAGAAGAGCCAUCCGCCUCGCCAACUCCACCGUAUCCGUCAGCCGGGGCAGCGUACAGGAGCUGGACACUCUGCAAGUGCAUAAAACCUCUGCUGGAACACAAAGCCGCUCCAGUCUCAACGCCCGGACAGAAGACCUGAAGCUGAACUGUGAGGAUAGGGAUUUCACAGCGGCUAUAAUCAGUAUACCCACCCCUCCCGCCAACACUCCUGACGAGAGUCUGCCGCCCUCUCCUGCCAUUCCCGGAAUCUUACGCAACUCUCGCUCUUCCUUCACCCAUGAGACAGUGAAGAUCUCCUCCUUAUAACCGCCACAAGCACACAAGCAUCCCUCUAUUGCACAACAGAAAGGAAGUGAUGGGGGCUUCUCCCAGGAAAGAGCCACAGAAAAGACAAAGUGCAUCUCGUAACGAAUCUGCUUCAUUCCAAAUCGACAAUUCGACGCGGACUCGCAUGAGCUGACGUGUUUUUUGUUCGUACGCGCUUGGAGGAGACUGAAAAGACAAACUCAAUCAGACGCAUUUUACAAUGAUAAAACAGCAGUUAUAGUGGCACAGAAGGCCUUUUACUUUUAAAGAUAUGCAAUGUUUCAACAAGCAGGAAUUAUGCCUAUACGUCCACUGCGUAAUACAGUUGCAGGAGAGAUUACAAAAGGUGGGAAUGACCGUGAAGUAGGAAAAAUGCUAUUACAAAAAAGAUGGCCGAUAUAAAGGAGGGUGGUGUACUGUAUAUGUAUCAAUAUUUGUAUCAUACCUCUUUAGAUCACAUGCAUCUUCAAAUCCCCACAAAAAAAGAGAGAUUUCUGAGCAAUCCUACCCAAACAUGCAUGUUGUUGUAUAGUAGAUACCAUGGCAAAGAAUGGAGCUGCCAACAUGCUACUCUCACAUACUUUUGCAUGAAACUUCUUUUACCUCUGUUUCGUUUGUCCUGUUUUCUUUUUUGACAUUGAUGAAAAAAAGAUGAUAUUUACAGAGUAUUAAUGAUCAAAUGUGCUGCACCAGAUGUGCACAUUAGAAAAAAAAGAAUGAUAAACAAAAAACAAAACAAAAAAACAUUCAGGCAUGUUCUUUGCAAAAAUCUAAGGCUGGAUAGUGCGGUAGCGUGCGUGAGUGUGUGCGUGCGUGUGUGUGUGUGUGUGAGGGCCGAUUGAGAAGGACUUGUGUUAUUUGAUCACAGAUAUGCAUGGAUACCGUUGUAGGUAUUUUUAAUGUGUUUUCUCCCAUGGGAAAAUGAAGCGUUUCUAUGGCAUUUUAAAGCGGAUUGAGGGCGUUUACCACUGUCAUUAAGUUUUACAGCAGUAAUUAGAGUCACUUCAACUUAUUUUUCAUUUGGCUUGGUAAUUAAGUGUAACCUUUAAACCCUAGCUAGCUAUUUUUAUACAGUAGUUCAUGCAUCGAACAUGGCUAUGUCCAGUGAGCCAUUUCUCUAAUUUGUUUUGAUGCUCUGUUAAUGUUUAUUUAAAAUUCCUAAGCAGCAAUGAGACAGGCAAUAAUAGUGUAAUUAUUUUUUACUACAACUGAAAUGAAAGAUACAAUUAUCUAUGGAAAUGAGUGCAAAACGGGAGGAAUGCAAAUUUGCACUUGACUGUGAUGAAAAAUAUAUUUGUUACUCUGUUUACAAGCAUUGUUAUUUUUAUGUUCGUUUUGGUUCUGUCUUCUUUUCUCCCCUCUCUCUCCAGCUUCAUAAAACAGUGUGAAGUGGUAAAUUUAGUCAUUGGUCAGGCACCUGCUCAUUUUCGGCAGGGGGUUUUGGAUGAAACGGCUCCUGGUAGAAGAUUAAAGAGUUAGAUAUCAAAAGCACAGAGGUGUAAAGUCUAUUCCACAAAUAAAGUGAACAGAACUCAGAAAACACAA
Messenger RNA from Ctenopharyngodon idella (grass carp), 4481 nucleotides. RefSeq names its product potassium voltage-gated channel, Shal-related subfamily, member 1 (gene kcnd1). The transcript has 7 exons. NCBI's taxonomy places the organism in Eukaryota, Metazoa, Chordata, Actinopteri, Cypriniformes, Xenocyprididae. Gene Ontology annotation, biological process: potassium ion transmembrane transport; protein homooligomerization. Gene Ontology annotation, molecular function: protein binding; A-type (transient outward) potassium channel activity. The record is from RefSeq and is a predicted model, not a curated record. The coding region runs from base 1041 to 2936 and encodes 631 amino acids. Gene Ontology annotation, cellular component: membrane; voltage-gated potassium channel complex.